This is a messenger RNA of Antrostomus carolinensis (chuck-will's-widow), 3009 nucleotides long. It is a transcript of the gene OPA1, whose product is annotated as OPA1 mitochondrial dynamin like GTPase. The record is from RefSeq and is a predicted model, not a curated record. The transcript has 29 exons. Lineage: Eukaryota; Metazoa; Chordata; Aves; Caprimulgiformes; Caprimulgidae. Gene Ontology annotation, biological process: intracellular distribution of mitochondria; mitochondrial fission; mitochondrial fusion. Gene Ontology annotation, cellular component: microtubule; mitochondrial intermembrane space; mitochondrial membrane. Gene Ontology annotation, molecular function: GTP binding; GTPase activity; microtubule binding. Bases 31 to 3009 code for a protein of 992 amino acids.
UGCCGGAGUCUAGCAAAUAAAAGCUAUGGAAUGAAAAGAAAAUCACCACUUCAAAACUUGCAUCUUGUUUCCCGAAGUAUACAUCAUCCUUGCUAUCCAAGUGCAAAAUUUCAAAGACCUCCAUUAAGGAUAUCUGUUCAGCUGUUCUCUUCUCUUAAUCGUCUUCCCCUACGCAAAACAAAACUUUUAAAUGUAAAAUAUGGAUACCAGUUCCACAGGAACUUUUGGCUAGCUCGACUAGCGUCAAGGCUUCUCAGACUUCGCUAUCUUAUAUUAGGAUCUGCUGUAGGUGGUGGUUAUACAGCUAAGAAGACAUAUGAUCAGUGGAAGGACAUGAUGCCAGAUCUCGAUGAAUAUAAGUGGAUUAUUCCUGACUUCGUCUGGGAGCUUGAUGAACAUAUUGACUUCGAAAAACUUAUCAAAGCCCUUCCUGAUACAGAGGACCUUGCCAAACUUCUGCCUGACUUUGACAAGAUUGGAGAGAGCUUCACUUCACUGAAAGGAUUUUUUUCUCCUGGUUACAAUUUGGUUAGUGAAGUCAUAGGAGCUUCUGAUCUACUUCUGUUGUUAGGCUCUCCAGGAGAAACAGCGUUCAGAGCUACUGACCAGGGAUAUGACAAUGACAAACAGUACAAGAAGGGCCUGCUUGGUGAACUCAUUCUGUUACAACAACAAAUCCAGCAGCACGAAGAGGAAGCACGCAGAGCCGCUGACCAAUAUAACAUGGGCUCUUCCCAACAGAAGCGAAAGGUUUCUGACAAAGAGAAGAUUGAUCAGCUUCAAGAAGAACUUUUACGCACUCAGCUCAAAUACCAAAGAAUGCUUGAGCGAUUAGAGAAGGAGAACAAAGAAUUAAGAAAAUUGGUACUACAAAGAGAUGACAAAGGAAUUCAUCAAAGGAAGUUAAAGAAAUCCUUGAUUGAUAUGUAUUCUGAAGUACUUGACAUCCUGUCUGAUUAUGAUGCCAGUUAUAACACUCAAGAUCACCUACCUCGAGUGGUGGUGGUUGGAGAUCAAAGUGCAGGAAAAACCAGUGUGUUAGAAAUGAUCGCCCAAGCCCGCAUAUUCCCUCGAGGGUCUGGGGAGAUGAUGACGCGUUCCCCUGUUAAGGUAACCCUUAGUGAAGGUCCCCACCAUGUGGCUUUAUUCAAAGACAGCUCUCGGGAGUUUGAUCUGACCAAGGAAGAGGACCUUGCAGCUUUGAGAAAUGAAAUAGAAAUCAGAAUGAGAAAUAGUGUGAAGGAAGGGUGCACUGUUAGCACUGAGACCAUUUCCUUAAGCGUGAAAGGUCCUGGUUUGCAGAGAAUGGUAUUGGUUGAUUUACCUGGAGUUAUUAGUACUGUGACAUCAGGUAUGGCUCCAGAUACGAAGGAAACUAUCUUUAGCAUCAGCAAGGCCUACAUGCAGAAUCCUAAUGCCAUCAUUCUUUGUAUUCAAGAUGGAUCAGUGGAUGCUGAACGCAGUAUUGUCACAGACUUAGUCAGUCAAAUGGAUCCCCAAGGAAAAAGGACCAUUUUUGUAUUGACUAAAGUUGAUCUUGCUGAGAAAAACGUGGCUAGCCCAAGUAGGAUCCAGCAAAUAAUUGAAGGCAAACUCUUCCCAAUGAAAGCUUUGGGUUAUUUUGCAGUUGUUACUGGAAAAGGAAACAGCAGUGAAAGCAUUGAAUCUAUUAAAGAAUAUGAAGAGGAAUUUUUUCAAAAUUCAAAGCUGUUGAAAACAUGUAUGCUGAAGGCACACCAGGUUACAACAAAGAACUUAAGUCUUGCUGUGUCUGAUUGCUUUUGGAAAAUGGUGAGAGAGUCUGUGGAGCAGCAAGCAGAUGCUUUUAAAGCCACACGUUUCAAUCUUGAGACUGAAUGGAAGAACAAUUACCCCCGGCUGCGAGAGCUUGACAGGAAUGAACUGUUUGAAAAAGCAAAGAAUGAGAUUCUUGAUGAAGUCAUAAGUUUGACUCAAGUCACACCAAAGCACUGGGAGGAGAUUCUUCAGAAAACUUUAUGGGAAAGGGUAUCUACUCAUGUGAUUGAGAAUAUCUACCUUCCAGCAGCACAGACUACGAACUCCGGGACCUUUAACACUACUGUGGACAUCAAACUGAAGCAGUGGACUGACAAGCAACUGCCUAAUAAAGCAGUAGAGGUGGCAUGGGAGACUUUGCAAGAAGAAUUUUCCCGUUUCAUGACAGAACAAAAAGGAAAAGAGCAUGAUGAUAUUUUUGAUAAACUGAAACAAGCUGUUAAAGAAGAAAGUAUUAAACGACAUAAGUGGAAUGAGAGAGCAGAGGAUAGCCUGCGAGUGAUCCAGCACAAUGCCUUAGAAGAUCGGUCAAUAUCUGAUAAGCAGCAAUGGGAUGCAGCCAUUCAUUUUAUGGAAGAGACGCUCCAAAGUCGUCUCAAAGACACUGAAUCUGUUAUUGAAGAUAUGGUGGGUCCAGACUGGAAAAAAAGAUGGUUGUACUGGAUAGGCCGCACCAAAGAACAGAAUAUUCGUAACGAAACAAAAAAUGAACUUGAGAAAUUAAUCAAAUGCAAUGAAGACCAUGCAGCUUAUCUGGCAAAUGAUGAAGUGACGACUGUCAGAAAGAAUCUUGAAGCCAGAGGAAUAACAGUGGACCCAUGUCUGAUUAAAGACACAUGGCACCAAAUUUAUAGAAGAUAUUUCCUGAAGACUGCUUUGAACCACUGCAAUCUAUGUCGAAGAGGCUUCUAUUAUUAUCAGAGGCAUUUUGUGGACUCAGAGCUCGAAUGUAAUGAUAUUGUCCUCUUCUGGCGAAUACAGCGAAUGCUGGCAAUUACAGCAAAUACACUGAGGCAGCAGCUUACUAACACUGAAGUAAGGCGCUUGGAGAAAAAUGUAAAGGAAGUGCUUGAAGAUUUUGCUGAGGACAAUGAAAAAAAGGUGAAGCUCCUAACUGGCAAGAGGGUCCAGCUUGCAGAGGAUCUCAAAAAAGUUCGGGAAAUCCAGGAAAAACUUGAAGCCUUCAUAGAAGCCCUCCAUCAAGAAAAGUAG